Molecule: messenger RNA, 369 nt
Organism: Thelazia callipaeda (thelaziosis nematode)
Lineage: Eukaryota; Metazoa; Nematoda; Chromadorea; Rhabditida; Thelaziidae
Source: the annotation of a GenBank genome assembly
AUGAAUAAUGAAAUCGAAAUAACAUCGUUAACAUCUUCCUCCCCAGUUUAUGGUAUUCUCAUAUUUAGUCAUGCUUUUCAUCUACAUUUGAAGCAUCGUUAUCAUCGUCACUGUCACUGCUUUCAUUAUCGUGAUCAUGAUCAUGCACCAUCUCACAUAGUUCUAGAUGAUAUUUGUCUCCAAGAUUCGUUUCGCUAUGUCGAGAUUCAUUUUAUUGUGAUACCAUUUAGUCAUUUGACGAAUACAGACCUGUCCAUUCCUGUGGUCGUAGUUGGCCAGGACGUUCGAACUUUGCAUGUACAUUAUGGGAGGAAUGGGGCACAAUCGCCCGGUAUUAUUCACAUCAAGUCAACUGGUGCAAGACAUUAA